CGUUGCUUAGUCGUCCGAUCCGAGCAUGCGGCUGCCGGAGCGGUGGCGCGAGAUCCACGGCCGCGACGACUGGGCGGGCCUGCUGGACCCGAUAGACCCGCUGCUGCGGCAGGAGCUGAUCCGAUACGGAGAAUUCUCGCAGGCCUGCUACGACGCGUUCGACUACGACCCCUUCUCGCGGUACUGCGGCAGCUGCAAGUACAACCGCCGCCGCUUCUUCGCCGGCCUCGGCAUGGCCGACUGCGGCUACGACGUCACCCGCUACCUCUACGCCACCUCCAACAUCAACCUCCCCAACUUCUUCGCCACCUCCUCCUCCUCCUCCUCCUCCUCCUCCUCCUCCUCCAGAAACGGCAGCAGCAAGCUGUGGAGCCAGCGCGCCAACUGGAUCGGGUACGUCGCCGUCUCCGACGACGACUGCAGCGCGCGCAUCGGCCGCCGGGACGUCGUCGUCGCCUGGCGCGGGACGGUCACCCGGCUGGAGUGGGUGGCGGACUUGAUGGACUUUCUGAAGCCGGUGGCCACCGAGAAGAUCCCCUGCCCCGACCCCUCCGUCAAGGUGGAGUCCGGCUUCAUCGACCUCUACACCGACAAGGACCCCACCUGCCGCUUCUGCAAGUACUCCGCCCGCGAGCAGGUCCUCUCCGAGCUGCGCAAGCUCGUCCACCACUACGCCCACGUCAGGGGAGAGGAGGUGAGCGUGACGGUGACGGGGCACAGCCUGGGGAGCGCGCUGGCGAUGCUGAGCGCGUACGACUUGGCGGAGACGGGGGUGGUGGAGGGGAAGGCGGUGUGCGUGCUGUCGUUCUCGGGGCCGCGGGUGGGGAACCGGCGGUUCCGGCAGAGGUUCGAGGAGGGGCUGGGGGUGAAGGCGCUGCGCGUGGUGAACGUGCACGACACGGUGCCCAAGGUGCCCGGGAUCUUCCUCAACGAGGGCCUGCGCGGGCUGCCGGACGCGGUGCGCCGCCUCGCCGACGCCCUGCCGUGGAGCUACAGCCACGUCGGCGUCGAGCUCGCGCUGGACCACACGCACUCCCCCUUCCUCAAGCCCACCGCCGAUCCCUCCUGCUUCCACAACCUCGAGGCCCACCUCCACCUCCUCGACGGGUACCACGGGAAGGGGCAGCGGUUUGUGCUGGCCAGCGGCCGGGACCCGGCGCUGGUGAACAAGGCAUGUGACUUCUUGAAGGAGCACCACAUGGUGCCGCCGUACUGGCGGCAGGACGAGAACAAGGGCAUGGUGAGGGCCCACGACGGCCGCUGGAUCCAGCCCGAGCGCCAGAAGAUCGACGACCACCCGGCCGACACCCACCAACACCUCCGCCUCCUCGGCCUCCGCCGCCACCACGACGACAACGCCGAUGAUGCUGCCGACAAAUGAUAGUUACUCUCUCCCCGUACCAUAAACGUGAAACUGUUUCAUCCACCGUCUAUCAUAUACAGUAAAAUUACUGUAUGUGCUAGCUUGCAUAGCUCUAUCUACUCGCAACUAUUCACCAAUAUUUGACGCACGUAUGUACUCGAGGUGUGAUGCGCGUAUAUACUCAGGGCUUGUAUGGAUGUGCGAGUAUUUUGCCCAGCAUAUGUACUUUUCUUUUGUUUAGUUAUGUAUGCAGUAAUUAAUAAAUGAGGAGUGUAAUUCGGCCGUCUAAAAUAA
Molecule: messenger RNA, 1657 nt
Organism: Ananas comosus (pineapple)
Lineage: Eukaryota; Viridiplantae; Streptophyta; Magnoliopsida; Poales; Bromeliaceae
Product: phospholipase A1-Igamma1, chloroplastic-like
Exons: 3
Coding region: 26-1381 (451 amino acids)
Biological process (GO): lipid metabolic process
Molecular function (GO): glycerophospholipase activity
Source: RefSeq, a predicted model, not a curated record